AUGACGGCUAAAGCUUUCAACCUAAACCGACUACUAGGCCUGCAUUCCCCAGUAGCUCGCAUCCCUGCUAAACACAACAACUUGGUGGCAAGUCAGGGAACUAGCGAUGACGCUGGAGGUCUCCAGAAGGUGAUCUACCUCGCGGAAGGAGCUUUAGUUGUGCUCAAGGCCAACUUGUGGGUGGCUUCUGGGCUUGUCAACGGUGCCAUCGGCGAAGUCGUGGCAAUUGUAUACGAGUCUGGAAAAUCCACCCCAAAUGAUCUACCAAUAGCUGUCAUGGUGAAUUUCGCCAAAUAUUCUGGACCGAGGAUGCAGCGAGAUACAUUUCCGAUCUCUCCGAUAAUAAGAUCAUGGAAGAAAGGAAAUGCAACUUGCACAAGAGAGCAGAUUCCUUUGGAUCUGGCUUGGGCAAGCACAGUCCACCAAUCUCAAGGCCAAACAUACGACCGGGUAAGUUGUCAUUUGAUUUUAGGCAAAAUAUAA
This is a messenger RNA of Macrosteles quadrilineatus (aster leafhopper), 483 nucleotides long. Its product is annotated as ATP-dependent DNA helicase PIF1-like. The record is from RefSeq and is a predicted model, not a curated record. Lineage: Eukaryota; Metazoa; Arthropoda; Insecta; Hemiptera; Cicadellidae. Bases 1 to 483 code for a protein of 160 amino acids. The transcript has a single exon.